AUGAGCAGCGCCACCCUUAAACUCCGUCAGAAGCGGUCCAUGACGCGUCUUCUUAACCAGGGUCGCUCAAUUCUCGAGUACAACUUCGACCCAAACGCCUUCGUUAUCCCCCAGUGGAUCUUGGCACCCCCCGAGGUGCGCAAUGCCAUGCUCACCCUCCAGUACAAAGCCAUGAUAGCAGUCUAUGGCAUGAAGAGUCUCAUGAUCGCCCGCGACCACCGCUACUUCGAGCUUUGCCCCAAGAACAUGGGCGCCAUUGUCUAUCAGCUUCACCAAUCCUCCAUGCGUCGUCUCCUCGAAUGGAAAGAGGAUUGGAACUUCGCCGACCCGACCCUUGCAGCAGCUGCCAAAAUCCCCCGCGACACCCUGCAGUUCUGCGUCGACUCGAUCUCCUACGGAAAGUUUACCUGCGAUUACACCAACAAAAUCGACGGCUUUAUGUCUGGUCCUUUCCAGAACUGGCGCCAGUUUCGCAUGGAGAUCGGGCACUUGGCUUUCCGUCUCAUGAGCCAUAACUCCCACGACUACACCGAGUGGCGUGUCUGGUGGGAGGGCAAGUUUGCUAAUGAUAUGUGGAAAUGGGAGGGUUGCCUUGAAGGCCUGAUACUUCCUACCUGGGAGGAGAUCAUCGAUGAUGUUUACCUGAUGAUCAACGAUCGAGUUGAGGAUGCCCAAGAAUUGGCCAACUCAUUCUACAUUAGCACCCGGGGGCUGGCUUCGACAACUUAG
Penicillium hordei is the source of this 729-nucleotide messenger RNA. RefSeq lists its product as uncharacterized. The record is from RefSeq and is a predicted model, not a curated record. The transcript has a single exon. Lineage: Eukaryota; Fungi; Ascomycota; Eurotiomycetes; Eurotiales; Aspergillaceae. Bases 1 to 729 code for a protein of 242 amino acids.